UCAGAGAGAGAGAGAGAGAGAGAGAGAGAGAGAGAUGGACGACGAAGAAGCGAAGCCCGUAACGCUCAAAAUCGUCCAAAUCCUAGACGACGCUCGCGCCUCCAACGCCAUCCACAACCGAAAAUCCAAGGAGCUGCACGCCCUCCGCUCCAAAACGGCGUCGUCUUCUUCUUCCCUCUUCUUCACUUCCUUCUCCAAAACCCUACUCCCGCUCUUCGCCUUCCAGAGACGCACCGCCUUCGCCGAGCGCAUCGUCCGCUUCGUCUCCGCCUUCGCUACCGAUGUCCAAAACGACGCCGCUUUCUUGGACCAAUUCCUCAGGUUCCUCCUCACUGCUUCCUCCGCCGCUAAUCGGACCGCCAGGUUCCGCGCCUGCCAGAUUAUCUCUGAGAUCAUUAUGCAAUUACCAGAUGAUGCAGAAGUUAGCAGUGAACUCUGGGAUGAAGCAAUAGACUGUAUGAUGGUCCGUGCAGGGGACAAGAUCCCUGCCGUUCGUACAGUUGCAGUUAGGGCUCUGUCUCGUUUUGCAGGUGAUUGUGAGAACAGUGAUAUCGUUGAUUUAUUUCUCAGGAUGCUUCCUGUGGAACAAAUUGUGGAGGUUCGAAAGACAAUAGUGCUCUCUCUCCCUCCUUCAAAUGCAACUGCUCAAGCAAUCAUUGAUUGCACAUUAGAUGUCAGUGAAUCUGUGCGAAAAUCAGCGUACUGUGUUUUAGCCAGUAAAUUUCCUCUUCAAAGCCUCAGUAUCAAGCAUAGAGCAUUAAUUCUUCAGAGGGGACUUGCUGAUCGUUCUAUUGCUGUUUCAAAGGAGUGUCUGAAAUUAAUGAAAGAUGAAUGGCUAAAUAAGUGCUCCAAUGGAUAUCCUUUAGUACUUUUCAAGUAUCUUGAUGUGGAAACCUAUGAAAUGGUCGGGGAGUCUGUAGCAAUGGCCUUGCUAAAAGGCGGUGAAAUUAAAGUACCUCAAGGUGAAAGUAUCCGGCAGUACAUAUCGUCUAACAGUGAAAGAGCUGAAGACCCCACUCGUAGCGUACCAAACAUCCAACUGAUGGAAGCGGAGGUUGCAUUUUACUGGAGGAUGAUAUGUAGACACCUGCAGAUGGCAGCACAAGAGAAAGGCUCUGAUGCUGCUUCUACAAUGGGCACUGAAGCUGCAGUAUAUGCUGCAGAAGCUACAGACAACAAUGACCUUCUUGAGAGAAUUUUGCCAGCAACGAUAUCUGAUUAUAUAGAUUUAGUCAAGUCUCACAUUGAUGCAGGUUCCAAUUAUCGUUUUGCAUGUCGACAGCUACUGUUGCUUGGUGCUAUGCUUGAUUUUUCUGAUACUUCAAACAGAAAGGUUGCUAGUGCAUUUGUGCUGGAAUUACUCCAUAAACCUUUCGACCAUGAAGUAGAUGAGUAUGGGAACAUGGUCGUUAUAGGAGAUGGAAUUAAUAUUGGUGGUGAUCGAGAAUGGGCUGAUGCGGUAUAUGGGUUGGCAAGCAAGGUCCAUGCAGCCAGUGGUGAAUUUGAGGACAUUGUUCUUAAGGUUGUAGAGGAGCUAAUUGUUCCUUGCAGGGAGAGAACAGCAAAUUUUAUGCAGUGGAUGCAGUGUCUUGCUGUUUUUGGCCUUUGCUUAGAGAAGGCAAGAUCAUUUCAUUCGAUUAAAGGGAGAGCUAUUGAACCUUCUGAACUACUGCAAGCUCUGUUGCUUCCAGCGGCAAAACAUUCUCAUUUGGAUGUGCAGAGGAUUGCAAUUAGGUGCCUUGGGCUUUUUGGGUUGUUAGAGAAAAGGCCAAGUGAGGAACUAGUAAAGCAGUUAAAAGUUUCUUUUGUUAAGGGCCCUGGUCCAAUCAGCAUAGUGGCUUGUAAGGCAUUGUUUGAUCUUGCAAUGUGGCAUCAGCCUCAGGAAGCUGAUUGGGGUAUGGUCCAGAACAUGUCAUCACAAAUCAAAGAUUAUGAGAUGAAUUAUUGCCCCUUAGACAUUUCUGAUAUGGAUGCGAACUCGAAUCCUAGAUUGUUUGAUCUACUCUAUGCUGGACUUAUUAAGGAUGAUUGGGACAAUUCAUUAGAAAGUGAAGACAAUGACUCUGUUCAAGGUGCUCUUGGGGAGGGUUUUGCAAAACUUCUUCUUUUAAGUGAGAAUUACCAAUGCAUACCUGCUUGUUUAAAGCCUUUGCUUUUAUCCAAGCUCAUCAUAUUGUACUUCAGCAAUGAAUCUAAGGAAUUGCACAGGUGUAAACAGUGCUUAUCAGUUUUCUUCGAGCAUUACCCUUGCCUCUCGGCCAAUCACAAGAAGUGUAUAUCCAAGGCUUUCAUUUGGGUCAUGCGUUCUAUGUGGCCUGGUAUCAAUGGCAAUGCUGGAGGUUCUGCGUCUGUGGUGUCUAAUAUGCGUAAACGUGCAGUCCAAGUAUCACGUUUCAUGCUUCAGAUGAUGCAAUCUCCUCCAUAUGAAAAGGAGACUGAAGAUGAAAGAAACACUAAGGACCAACCAGAAGUUAUAGAUGGUACCGUGGAACCUCCGAUAGAGAGUGGCGAGGAAGGGCUUGCAAUACGCAUAGCCACAGAGGUGGCAGCAUUCCCUGCAAAGAAGACUCCUGCAGAGAGGUCAUAUGUGUCAGCACUAGGUAAAAUACUUGUUUUACUCCAAUUUCGGUCAUCAGAGCAAGAAGCAAUCCAGUUAAUGAGGAGGCUCUUAGUUCGUGUAGCUGAAUCUGUACUGGCAGAGAAAGAUCUUGCAAAGGAGAUAAAGCAGAUGGCUGACCGCCUCACGGCAUUAGAUAAACAUCCUGAUUUGGAAAUGUCACAAGAUCAAGCUAAUCUUAUUUUUGGAAGGUUAGAAUUAGACUUCAACUUGGAGUCCAACAUAUCUGCUGCAAUGCCGCAAACUCCAGCUCCAUGCUCAAGCAGACCAACACGUACUAGAAGACGAGCCAGGCACAAGGAAGAAUCUUCUGAUGAAGACAGUUCCCCAACCUCUGUCGUUCCUAAUAGUGUUGGACCUAUGAGCUCUCGUUCAGAGAGAGCAAGCAAGACUGCUGCACUGGCCAAGAUGACGACUUCCAUUAGAGCCCUCACAAUUGAGGAAGAUAAUGAAGAGGAAGAAAAUUCAGGCGUGACAUCUGAUGACGAUGCUAAUGUCUCUGAUUAGUUUCCUUAAAUUGUGUUGGUUUGGAAUGUUCGAUUUAUACACUGAUGCAAUGAUCAUUGCUUGAACGGUAUCACUUGUUUGCGGGAUUUUGUACAGAUGUGUGUUCGCGUCAGACUUAGUAGAUGUAUGUUAGAUUGUCUGCACCCAGAUUGGUUUUAAGCUUUUACCUACUGUUGUUUACCAUAUGACGAAUGAAGCUCAUGAUAGUGUGUUGCUUGUAGCUUUCAAAUGUAGUUGGCUAAGAAAGCUUAGAG
Argentina anserina (silverweed cinquefoil) is the source of this 3378-nucleotide messenger RNA. RefSeq lists its product as uncharacterized. NCBI's taxonomy places the organism in Eukaryota, Viridiplantae, Streptophyta, Magnoliopsida, Rosales, Rosaceae. Bases 35 to 3124 code for a protein of 1029 amino acids. The record is from RefSeq and is a predicted model, not a curated record. The transcript is spliced from 12 exons. Gene Ontology annotation, biological process: mitotic chromosome condensation. Gene Ontology annotation, cellular component: condensed chromosome; condensin complex.